AUGGAGAAAAAUUUGAAGACUCUAUUAAUUUACCAGCGAGAAAAAAAUUAUCUAUGGCUUACAUCUUCCGGUGAAACGAGGAUACAAGGAGCAUUCUCUAACGGUGAACCGGUUGCACAACCACGCGAGGAUUCUCUCGGUACCCAAACCGUAGCCUCCGUGUGGACAUGUUCCGUAGAUUCUUUGGUCGGUGAACCAGUAGUAGCUGGCAGCAUCAAUUCCUUCUCUCUUGAAUCCAUCGAGCAACUCUUGAGUAUCCUCAAUUCUCAUGGAUCCUCCAGUGAUCUCACCAACAGUAGGCAUCAAAACAUCAACAGACUCGGUGACUCUUGGGUCGUCAACACAUUUCUUCAUGUAGAAAGACUUGAUUUCCACAGGGAAUCUGAUAAGCAAGAUAGGAAAACCAAUGGUGUCCACCAUCUUUCUCUCGGCAGCCUCAGCAAUGUCGUCUCCGAACUUGAACUUCUCUCCGUCCUCGUUUGGAAUGCCGUUUUCGUUCAACCAUUCAAGAGCCUCAAUGUACUCCAUGCGCUUGAACGGAACUUGUGGUGCCACAAACCCAGGAUGUAA
Molecule: messenger RNA, 570 nt
Organism: Ogataea philodendri
Lineage: Eukaryota; Fungi; Ascomycota; Pichiomycetes; Pichiales; Pichiaceae
Exons: 1
Coding region: 1-570 (189 amino acids)
Source: RefSeq, a predicted model, not a curated record